AUGUUUAAAUUUUCACUCGACCAAUUCUUAAAUCCCCACAUCUGGCCCAGCCAGGUGUACCGCUUCCCACAGCCGUUGCGGCGAUUCAUGGGAGGCUCCCAACCAAAGCCAGUCUCGGAUUAUUGGUUGUGGCUCGAUAUUCUCUUGGGCACUUUUUGCGGAAUCGCCGUCAUUGAGGCCGUAUUCAAGCUGCACACUGCCUUUACCGAGCACCAUCCUCCGUUGAUCAUUGCGAGUUAUGGUGCUUCGGCUAUUCUCUGUUUCAAUGCUACCGCAUCGCCCUUGGCCCAGCCUCGGAAUGUCAUCAUGGGACAAUUUGUCUCGUCUCUCAUUGGCAUAUGUAUCGAGAAACUUUUCUCGUUGUCUGAGGCCGGGAGAGAAAACUACUGGGCUGGUGGUGCCCUUAGUGUGGCUAUAUCCUCUGUCGCGAUGACCGUUCUCAACUGCGUCCAUCCGCCCGGAGGAGCCUCUGCUCUUUUGCCAUGUGCCGAUGCGAAAGUGAGAGCCAUGGGUUGGUGGUAUUUGCCGGCGCAGUUGGUGUCUUCCGUGUUGAUGUUGGCCGUGGCAUGUUUGGUGAACAAUAUUAUCAGAAGUUAUCCUGUCUUCUGGUGGACUGUGGGUACCAUUGACAAGCAUCCUGUAGUAGUUGAGCCGGAGAACAUUGAAGAAUCGUCGGUGACGCUCUCUCGGUACCCGCUGGUGAAAGCAGCCAGUGAGCUCCCCAACAUUCAAUUUGUGGCCGAUAGAACCACCAUAGAUAUAUCCGAUGGCCAUGUUCUAGUCCCUGAAGGCUUGGAAUUGGAAGGGCUCGAGAUGGAAUGGCUUGCGUCUUUGCAAAAGCUUUUGACCAAAGCGGCUCCUGACGUUGCCAGCGUCAAUCUUGAGCGCCGAUUAUCGAGACAGAGUCAUUUCAACUGA
Messenger RNA from Australozyma saopauloensis, 918 nucleotides. RefSeq lists its product as uncharacterized. The record is from RefSeq and is a predicted model, not a curated record. The transcript has a single exon. Bases 1 to 918 code for a protein of 305 amino acids. NCBI's taxonomy places the organism in Eukaryota, Fungi, Ascomycota, Pichiomycetes, Serinales, Metschnikowiaceae.